GGUUUCCUUUUCCGGUCUGGCCGCUGAGGAAACUGUAAAAGCUAUGCUGGGGAGGCGGCGCGGAGCUUGAUUCACCUUCACCUGCCCUGGGCACCCGCUGACCCCGGGUUUCCGCCCGGAGAGCAGUCAGAUAUGAACGGACGGGUGGAUUAUUUAGUCACGGAGGAAGAGAUCAACCUGACGAGAGGACCCUCGGGGCUGGGCUUCAACAUCGUCGGUGGGACAGAUCAACAGUAUGUAUCCAACGACAGUGGCAUCUACGUCAGCCGCAUCAAAGAGGAUGGGGCUGCGGCCCAGGAUGGGCGGCUCCAGGAGGGUGAUAAGAUCCUCUCGGUAAAUGGCCAAGAUCUGAAGAACCUGCUGCACCAAGAUGCUGUAGACCUCUUCCGUAAUGCGGGAUGUGCUGUGUCCCUGAGAGUACAGCACAGGUUACCAGUGCAGAACGGACCUAUAGUACAUCGAGGUGAAGGAGAGCCAAGUGGAGUUCCUGUAGCUAUGGUGCUGCUACCAGUGUUUGCCCUCACCAUGGUAGCGGUUUGGGCCUUCGUGAGAUACCGAAAGCAGCUUUGAAAUGCUUGCUGUCUUCCAGGGUGUCCAAUGAACUAUCCCUCUCUCACUACCAUCUCUGACAUCCUCCCAUAUUCUUCCUUCUCCACAUAGCCAAUACAUGAUUUAAAGUGACUGCUUAUCACCCAAAACCCUGCUAUUCAAAAUCUCCAACACUUCAAAUUCUAAUGGAAGAGUACAGGGGCUAUUUGAAGAAAAGCUGUGGGGGUGGUGGUGGGGGGGAAGCCUUGCUUAGAUUGAACGAGAAGUUACAUAUUUUACUAGAACUGCCAAUAAAAAUUCAGCUAUCAUCCAAAGAGGAAAAGCUCGGCCUUCCUGUCUCCGUGGAUGACCCCUUUCUCUUAGCUGGCGUGCUUUGAAAGCUGGCUGUGCUAUGUGAAAGGAGGAGCUGAGUUUUUUUUUUUUUUAAAUCCUUUUUCUUGGGAAGUAUUUGUGGCCUUUAAUUUGUAACUAUAUACCUAGAUGCCUAUAUUGGACAUAGGUGAAUGAAGUUUUUUCUUUCUUUUUUUUACUUAAAAAAGAAAAUACAUGUAUACAGUAAUACACACACACUCAGACACACACACACACACACAAAGUAGCAUAAAAUUGAUGCCUUAUGGAGAAUUAAAGAGGUAAGAAAGCUACUGGUUCUUGGGUUUCUAAUAGACAAUUUUGACUAGGGGGUCAUAUUCCUUCAUAUAUAAUCAAGACUCAUAUUGAAAAAUGAGUUCUGGAUUGUAAAGAGAACUUACUUUUUCCACUUNUCUGUAAGUCUUUGUCCACAAGUUAAAAACAUACACAGUGCUAAGGGAUGAUCAUAACUGAAACAUUUCUUUUUUUUUUAAAAUUAUUUUAUUAGAUAUUUUCUUCAUUUACAUUUCAAAUGCUAUCCUGAAUGUCCCCUAUACCCUCCCCCCCACCCUGCUCCCCAACUGAAACAUUUCAAGAACUGUUAGCAGAGCUUAUAUAUUGAGGAUGGGGAAGUUAGCUUUAAAAGAGAAUGCUCAGUCAGUGGCAUUAGGAAAAUAAUGACUGAAGCAAUUAGUUAAAAAUUGUAGAGCAACUAGUGUUACUUGGUAGCUACCGUGCUGUGGGAGAUUGUAGUAAGGCAGCUCUACUCAAGCCAAUUUGUUCAAAAGGCUUUGGGGUGUAAAGAUGAAUCCUGCCAGUCUUUGAACUACCGUAGUUGCUGCCUUACAGUACUGUUAAAGGAUCCAUUGGCAUGGGAUGGGAAGCAGCAGGGCCAAAUAAACCAUCAAGACAACUGAAAAAAGAUCAUGUCUCAAGGUGGCACUUGAACCCUCAAAGCUGCUUAACAGUUUCCAGUUUCUAGUGUCAGGCAAAAAGCCUAAGGGAAGGAACUGCCUUCCUGGCAGGAUGGACCUGAAAUCAGCCUGCUUCUGACUGAGUUAAGAUGAGAAGGAAUUGGUGUAGGUUUUCUUUUUGAAAAAAAAAAGAAAAAAAGAAAGUAUUUUCCCCCAAAGCUAUAAACACUAGUUUUGGUUUUAAAAAGGCUAAUGGACCAUUUUUUUCAGAAAAGGAGAAGGAAUAAGUUUUGUUUGUUUGUAGAGGGUGCAAGAAAAUUUGGUGAGCAUUUCUGAGGAAAGCCUGAGUACACAGUGUAGAUGAAGAGAUGCCGGAGAUGCAGGGAUAUUGGCGAGGUGGGAGCUGUCCUGUUCAUGUAGCUUCUAAGUUGGUUUUUGAGUACUGAGGAGAGUUGAACCAAGCCUAAUUUUUUUCACUUUAACAAAAUAAUUUCCUUCUUCUCAAUAGAUUGGCCAGACUAUUAUUGUGACAUAAGAUUAUGGAGAGUUUUCCUGAUAACCCAGCAGUCACUUAACAGAUGUUGAUUGAUUGCACAUUAGUUUUGUCAGGACACCUUUAUAAAAAGAGAAAUGCACACUCUUCAUCUAAAAGGACAUUGUGGUUACAGUUAGGAAGGAAACCCUUAAAAUGGAAUUAGUUAUCUAAGUGUAAGUUGUUUAUAUUACAGACAGCAAAAGAAAAUAGCUCCUGAGAUCUGGGCACUGAAGAUUUCAUAGAAGAGGGAAUCAUUAGG
Messenger RNA from Mus pahari (shrew mouse), 2608 nucleotides. It is a transcript of the gene Synj2bp, whose product is annotated as synaptojanin 2 binding protein. The record is from RefSeq and is a predicted model, not a curated record. Gene Ontology annotation, molecular function: protein binding. The transcript has 4 exons. Bases 133 to 570 code for a protein of 145 amino acids. Lineage: Eukaryota; Metazoa; Chordata; Mammalia; Rodentia; Muridae.